Molecule: messenger RNA, 1779 nt
Organism: Closterium sp. Yama58-4
Lineage: Eukaryota; Viridiplantae; Streptophyta; Zygnematophyceae; Desmidiales; Closteriaceae
Source: the annotation of a GenBank genome assembly
AUGGAAAGUGUUAUCGGGCUCGUCAAUCGGCUACAACAGGUCUGUACAGCGCUAGGCGAUCAUGGCGGCGGCGACGAGACGGAUUCAGCUCUCCCCACGCUGUGGGAGCAACUCCCGUCUGUGGCCGUGGUGGGAGGCCAGUCGUCCGGUAAAUCCUCCGUGCUGGAGAGCAUCGUGGGGAAGGAUUUUUUGCCUAGAGGAUCGGGAAUUGUGACUCGGCGGCCGCUGGUGCUGCAGCUGCACAAGCAGGACGGUCCGGAAUACGCGGAAUUUAUGCACGCGCAGGGGAAGAAAAUGACGGACUUCAACUUGGUCCGGAAAGAGAUUCAAGACGAAACCGACCGCAUAACGGGCAAGACGAAGGGCAUUUCGUCGGUCCCCAUCCACCUGAGCAUCUACUCGCCGAACGUGAUUGAUCUUACGCUCGUGGAUCUGCCGGGUCUCACCAAGAUCGCGGUGGAAGGGCAGCACGAGAGCAUCGUGGCGGAGAUCGAGUCCAUGGUGCGGAAUUUCGUGGACAACCCGAACUGUAUUAUCCUCGCGAUCUCGCCCGCCAAUCAGGAUCUCGCCACGUCGGACGCGAUGAAGCUCGCGAGAGAGGUCGAUCCGCAAGGUGAUCGCACAUGGGGUGUGUUGACCAAGCUAGAUCUCAUGGACAAGGGCACCAACGCCCUCGAUAUCCUGGAGGGGCGGACGUUCAAGCUGAAGAAGCCGUGGAUCGGCGUGGUGAACCGGUCGCAGGCAGACAUCAACCGCGCCGCCGACAUGACGAGUGCGCGGCGGCGCGAGCGCGAGUUCUUCCAGACGUCCCCCGACUAUGCGCACCUGGCAUCGCGCAUGGGCACUGAGUACCUGGCCAAGAUGGUGUCCAAGCACCUUGAAGAAGUUAUUAAGUCCCGUAUUCCUGGCAUCACGGCCCUGGUGAACAACAACAUAGACGAGCUGGAGAAGGAGCUCAUGGCGUUUGGCCGGCCGAUCGGGGAUGAUGCGGGAGCGCAGCUGUACCAGGUGCUGGAGAUGAGCCGCGCCUUCUACGACACCUUCCAGGACCACCUCGACGGGCGGCGCGCCGGUGGUGACCGCAUCACGAGCGUGUUUGAGGACAAGCUGCCUGCUGCUCUCAAGAAGCUGCCGUUCGACAAGUACCUGAGCCUGCAGAACGUGCGCAAGGUGGUGGCAGAGGCAGACGGGUACCAGCCGCAUCUGAUCGCCCCUGAGAAUGGGUACCGGCGGCUGAUAGAGGGCGCGCUGCUCAUGUUCAAGGGGCCUGCUGAGGCCGUGGUGGAUGAAGUGCACUUCAUUCUCAGAGAUCUUGUGAAGGCUGCAAUAGGGGAGACACAGCAGCUGCUGCGCUUCCCAACGCUCCAGGCCCAGCUGCUGGCAGCGGCAUCAGCGGCGUUGGAGGUGUUUCGGGAGGAGAGUCGGCGCACAGCAGUGACCAUGGUGGAGAUGGAGACGUCCUUCCUCACCGUCGACUUCAUCCGCCGCCUGCCGCAAAUGGACGACGCGCCGCCGCCCAAGCGCGGGGACUUUGUCCCGCAGGGCGCCGACCGGAACUCCAUUCCCAAGGCUGUUGUCCACUGCCAGGUGCGGGAGGCGAAGCGCACGCUGCUGGACGCGUUCUACACGCAGGUGGGCAACGAGGAGGGCAAGCAGCUGUCGAAGCUGCUGGACGAGGACCCCGCGCUCAUGGCCCGCCGGCAGGCCCUCAGCAAACGCCUGGAACUGCUCCGACGGGCACGGUCCGAGAUUGACAGCGUGGGCUGGGCCAGCCGGUGA